CGGCGGCCGGCACAGUCCGGUGCUUCGAGGCCUCCCGUUCACACAUCCUCAACAUGAACUCUCAGGUGCUGUCCGUCUGCCUGGCGGUGCUGGCGGUGCUGGCGGCGCUGUCGUGCGCGUCGGCCCAGCAGCGCUACCCGCAGAUCCUGCGCCUGAGCAGCGACGUGAGCCCCGACGGCCAGUUCCAGUACGCCUACCAGACCGAGGACGGCAUCAGCUCCGAGGCCCGCGGCACUCCGGUGCGCUCCAGCUCCAGGGACGCGGACGGCGCGGACGGCCCCGCCACCGCCGUCACCGGCCAGUACUCGUACACGGGCCCCGACGGCCAGGUCUACACCGUGUCCUACGUGGCCGACGAGAAUGGCUACCGCGCGUCCGGCGCCCACCUGCCGCAGCCGCCGCCCGUCCCCGAGGCCAUCCAGCAGUCCCUGCAGCUCAUCGCGCGCAGCUCGGCCACCUCGAGCAGCGACAGCUUCCAGCCCCUCCAGCAGCGCGCCGCCCCCGCCUUCCAAGGCUUCCAGGCCUUCCAGCGGCCGCAGCCCCAGGCCUUCCAGCCGUUCCAGGGCUUCCGCCGCUUCUGAUUCGUCCGCCUCCCGACUGUGAUAUCGCGCGCUGCAUCAAUAAACCAUCCUCGCCUUUUGCAUACCAUUUAGCCUUCAUGUCUUGUCUCUUUACCUCAGUUCGCCCGUCUAUCGCGGAUGGCAUACCCUAUCGAGUGGGUGUGGGUAGGGUAGUGGGAUCAUUCGUUUGCCAGAAAUUGCUGUCCUUUGAAGGAUUUUGUUCUUUUCUCUAACAUGUCAAUUGUAACCCAAAUGUUUGAUACUUGUUUGUACUGCUGUCCUUUACCUCUUGACAGUAGUUUGACCAUACCGGCAUUUUUUGACCAAAAGAGGUGCAGGUAAAUUUAGAGGGCGGGCUCAGUGAUCAAUCCAAAUUAAUUGUUUGUCUCAUAGGACUUUAUUUGUCUUCCUCCACAAACAGUUUACACAAUCCAUAGUUUUCAAGCCCACAAAUCUCAUUUUGCAACUUAGACUUAUGUGCUAUUGAACAGUUUUCAUUAAGACUGUUCUUAAAAUAGAAUGAACUUAUAUCAUCACAUUCAUUGUUCAGUUUAUGAAACAGAAAGGAGCCUGCCGAGUAACAGAAAACUGGUCACAGUUCCUCACAGAGGACAUUCAGUGUCAAAUGAAGAGAUUUAGUCUCUACCUUGAAACACUGAGGGCUUUGAACAAGAUUGAAACGCCCACCACAAAAAAAAGCAAAAUUGAAUGCUAAAAUGUGGUUGAAUGAAAUCAGUAUCCCUGGUAGAGUGCUUUUUGAACACUAUCACUCUUCAUUUAUCUCAAAUCUCAAUAUACAUAUGUAUAUUAUAAUAAAUAUAUUACAUCAGAAACACUUAAUAAAACAGAAAAUAAGCUUAAC
Molecule: messenger RNA, 1422 nt
Organism: Thrips palmi
Lineage: Eukaryota; Metazoa; Arthropoda; Insecta; Thysanoptera; Thripidae
Product: endocuticle structural glycoprotein SgAbd-2-like
Exons: 2
Coding region: 54-581 (175 amino acids)
Cellular component (GO): chitin-based extracellular matrix
Molecular function (GO): structural constituent of chitin-based larval cuticle
Source: RefSeq, a predicted model, not a curated record